Asparagus officinalis (garden asparagus) is the source of this 480-nucleotide messenger RNA. RefSeq lists its product as uncharacterized. The record is from RefSeq and is a predicted model, not a curated record. Lineage: Eukaryota; Viridiplantae; Streptophyta; Magnoliopsida; Asparagales; Asparagaceae. Bases 1 to 480 code for a protein of 159 amino acids. The transcript has a single exon.
AUGCCUGGCUUCAUCUCUCCGUACCGUGGUGUACGUUAUCACUUAAAGGAACACAUUGGUAGGACACCCAGAAAUAGCAGGGAGUUGUUCAAUUUAAGACACUCUUCUUUACGGUCCAAAAUUGAAUCAACCUUUGGCACAUUGAAGAAUCGGUUCAAAAUUCUGACGGCGAAGCCUAAUUAUCCAUUCCCCACACAAGUGGACAUCGUCUUAGCAUGUACUAUAUUACAUAAUUUCAUUGCAAUUGAAGAUCCACAAGAUGACAUCUUGAAUGAGAAUGUACUAAUUGAUGAGGAGAAUGAUGACAUGACAAACGAAGAUGGUACAAAUGUAGUUGACUUCACUCAAUCUAGGACACAAAGAGAGGAGCGUGAUGCAAGAAAUGAAUGGAAGGAACUUAGGGAUCAAAUUGCAUGGGCAAUGUGGGUUGAUUAUUGCGCAAAAUAUAAAGAAGGCGACACCACAGAAAUUGGCUUGUAG